AUGGAGGCCCACAGGCAUGCACCUGGGAUGGGCAUGGUCGAUGGCCAAGAAGUCGUGUUCAGGUAUCCAGGGCGCAUGCUGACAGGAAAGAAGAGUCGCUGUUUCCGUCCGAAGCUGUGGUGCUUCCUCGUCGCGCCCGUGCUUUGCACCACCGUUACUCUGGCUUUAACCGUGAACCUGCUGUGGAAGGUCAGCUUUGAAGGUGGUCUCCAGAAGGUGCAGGAAACGGACGAUAUACUGCUGAGGGAGCUCAACGAGUCAUCGACCGACAUCUUGAAUAGCAUGACGCACCAAAUGCAAGAGAUCUCCGCCCUAUUCGCAGUGACGAGCAUAUCUGAAUUUACCCACUGGCCCAGCCUAGCCACUGAUGUGAACCUGGCUGCCAUCGAGUCUUUUCCUUCUGCCCUUGAGCUCCGUCUGGAUCGCAUCAUCGAGCUGUUCUGGGGCGAGAUCUCCAAGCGCUUCAACCACGUGGACUACCUUGGUUACGGAGACCGAACUGGCGUUUUUAUUGGCCUCGAGCGGCUCCCCAAAGAAUUUACUGCCGCGCAUGAUUUUGAUGGACACUUCGGCGGGGAGUUUCGGCCAUCAGACCUCGUGGGCGCAACGCGACAAAGUUGCUCGUUGUGCCCACCGCCCUCGGUACUGACCGCAGGCGAAAAGACCUACUAUUUUGUGAACAACAAGACUGGCAAGUAUGUCAGCGUGUACACGAAAAAGGCCUACGAUCCACGCGUUCGGCCGUGGUGGAAGCUGGCAGUGGCAGCGAAGGGCAAGCCAGCAUGGACCGACAUCUACAACUACAGCAGUGGCCAUUCCCUUGGCAUGUCCUGCUCGCAGGCCAUCAUGUUUGAGGGCGAAGUUGUCGCUGUCCUUACAGCAGACUUUACCGUGUCGUACCUGAGCAAGUUUCUGCGAGAUGUGACCGAUGCCGUACCUGCUGAGGAGGGCUUCGUACUGGAUAGCAAGGGCUUCAUGGUAGCAAGCUCUCUCGGCAUCGAUGCGGUGGCGAAGCUGAUCUUCGACCAAGGCCACCCGGCUCGGGUACGAUACCACUGGACCCAGCUGCAGCAACUUGAUGACUUGAUGUCGCCCGUGCGAACACUGCUGCAGCUGUACGGAUCACUGGAGAAGUUGCCACCAAACGGAACGAUGUCGUCCGCGGACGGCUUGUACCUCUUCACAUACACCUCUGACCUGCACACACCUUUUCAGGAUGAGAAACGAUGGACCGUCAUCAUCUCACGGCCGAUAAGCUCUUACUUGGGCAAGGCCUGGGCAGUGCAGCAGCGAGCUGCGAAGAGGAACCAGGCGAGAGAAGCGAGGAUGGCUGAUCAACUUCACAUGCAGGAGCUCCAGACGAUUCUGUACUGCGGCCUUUUCGCGCUUGCCGGCGCGCUAAUCAUGAUCUUAAUCGGUUUCGCCGUAAGCAAGCCUCUGCACAAGAUCUCGUUACAGAUGCUUUCCAUGGCCAAGCUGGAGUUUCUGCAGCGCGCUGGAGCCCCCAUGACCUCAAUGAAGCGCGGCGACUUCAAGAAGUCGACGCGCUUCUCGAGUUUCCGGAGCUUCUUUAGUCGCCUCCAUCCAGACCACAGCCACCACAGCAGCUCCAGCAGUGACGAUGACAGCUCCAGCUCUGAGGAAGAAAUCGAUCUGGAGGAAGAGCCGGAGCCAGGCCGGCUAUCCCGAAUGCUCUCGCACGUGACACCGCAGGAAGUGGUGCAUAUGAGGGAGUCCUUCGUGUACAUGGUGGCGGGCCUGAAAUCUUUCGCUCGCUACAUGGACCCGGAAAUCAUGCGCAUCGUCGUUCAAAGCAAGCGCCAGGCGCAGCUUGGCAUGGGCAAAGCACCCGUGACCAUUUUCUUCAGCGACAUUGCCAACUUUACCACAAUUGCUGAAAGCUUGGAUCCCGAGACGUUCAUGGGCAUGCUGAGCGACUACCUCGACGAGAUGAGCAAGAUCAUCAUGGGCAAACGGGGUAUUGUUGGCGAGUUCAUUGGCGACGCCAUCAUGGCCUGGUGGAAUGCUCCGAUUGACCUCGGGGCCCGGCACACGGAGCUUGCGCUCUCAGCAGCUUUGGACCAGCAGGACAGAGUAUCCGAGCUUCGGGAGAAGUGGAUGAGCGAUGGGUUGCCAGAGGUCCACGUUCGCAUGGGCCUGGUGAGGGGUACUGUGCUGGCGGGCAACAUUGGUAGCUCUCAGCGCAUGAAGUACGGCCUCGUGGGCGAUAGUGUAAAUUUGGCUUCUCGACUGGAGGGCCUCUGCAAGUUUUACGGAGUGUGCAUCAUUGUCGAGGAGGAGGCAGCCAGCGCUCCAGGAGUGCGGGAGAAAUUCCGCCUUCGUUUGCUCGACCUGGUGACCGUCAAGGGUCGGCACCAGGAAACGGAGCUCUUCCAGCUGGUGGGAGUCCGGGAUUACGUGCCGGACCCCUUCCAUUCGGAGGAAGAAGUACAGUUCUUUACCGAUGGCUUCGCCCAAGUCCACGCCCUCUACCGUUCGCAGCAAUUUCAGGCUGCGCACUCCCUGCUGUGCAAAUACCGUGAGCAGUUUCCGCAGGACGUGCCGAGCAAGUUGCUUCUCCAGCGAGUGGAGACACUCUUGCAUGACCCGCCUCCUGCUGAGUGGACACCUGUCUACAAGCUUACAGAGAAGUGA
Symbiodinium natans is the source of this 2655-nucleotide messenger RNA. Lineage: Eukaryota; Dinophyceae; Suessiales; Symbiodiniaceae. The record is from the annotation of a GenBank genome assembly.